AUGACAAAAAACAUUUGCAAAUCAUCGAUCGGUAUCGGUUUAAUAAUUUGUGUUGUUAUUAUUACCUUGUUUGCGUUCUCUUUUGCAUUAAUUAUGACACCACGUGUAUAUUUACAAAACGUCAAACUACGAAAUCUAGUUGCUACACGCUGUUUUAUUAAAAAUUUAUUAAUUGAUACCAAACCGUGUUACUUACAAACUGAAACAUUUGAUUGUCAUAAUUUGAAAUGGUAUGUGAACUAUAACAUUACUGGAAGAAACAACACUGUGAACAAAACUUUAGCGGCAAUUAUCCAUCUUGUUAAACAUUAUACGACAGAAAAGUCUAAGGUAGAAAAAGCAUCAGCCAAGUAUAAAAUUGGUCAUACAUAUUCCUGUUCUUACAAUGAAACAAAUUAUGAAUAUGUUGUCUGGUCUGAAUAUGAAAGUAAAUCCGUAUUGAGGCUAUUAAGUACCCUAUUAAUAGCCUUCUCCGUACGUAGUGCCCGUGCAGAUGAAAAAAGUCGUUCGAGGGAUGCGGCGAGUACUCGAAAAUGGGCCCUUGUCAAGGGCUCAUCGAAAGCAUAUUUUCGAGUACUCGAAAUAUCGUUCGAACAAAUGGCUGGUAAUUAUCAUCGUAGUGAUGCAUUAGCGACCGUAUUUUUAGUACGCUCAUUAUUAUCAGUAUUUAUCAUUGUCGCUUUGAUUGCGAAACAAAAGCGAGAGUGGUGGUGGCGUGUAUUUCUUGUCUCACUUAUCGCGGCAUCAACUGCAUCACUGAUUGGCUUCACACGUCCAAUUCCUGGUACAAUCAUUGAUGCAUAUUCAAAUAGACGAUCUCUAGAAUAUUAUGUACUUCAAAAUCGUACGGAGGACCUGCGUCUCAUUCGGGUUCUGUCAUAUUAUCAAUGCUGCGGACUUAAAGGUUUGAAUAAAGACACAAAAGAACAACGAGAUUUUUUUCUCAAGAAUCAUCCGUACAAUUGCUUUGUUGACGGAGCUACUCCACCGGCAAACAUGCGUUAUGACGAAACGCGUGGUCUGGCGUGUUUGGAGCUUAUGGAUGAUGGACCGGGAGGACAAUCGAGCAUCCCCGCACAGUUUCGUCCAAUUCAACAACGUCCAUCAUUUAAUAACUACAUUAAUCCAUAUCGACAACGCAAUAAUAAUUCUUUUCGUAAUAAUUAUCAACAGCAACAUACCGCUUAUGCAAUAGAUAAUCCGAUCACAUUUAAUGAUAAUAAUUACGAACAACCAUUACCUUCAUCUACUAGUUGUGAUAAAUGUGGUCAAGUUGGACAUGGAGCUCCGGCCUUUCCUCGUAGUACCGGACAGAAGGAUAUCUCAACGCAAGACAAUCAUAUACAUAACACCAUUCAACCACUCAUCAUUUGUAAUACAAUACCAUCUAUCCAUCCGAAAGUUGAACAAGAUAUUCAGCAGUUAGUUACUAAAACGGAAGAUAAAAAACGACAUGAUGAUCUACUAUCACUUCUGCAUCGUUUUCAUAUUAUUUUUGAUACCACAAAACAUAAUAUUGCAAACACACCAAUAAAUCACGUUAUUAACACACUUCCACAUUCACCACCUGCACAACGACCAUACCCUCAACCAAAUACAAAAGAAUCUAUGUAUAAAAUUUGCCAGGAAUUCUUAAAAGCUGGCCAGAUAAGCGAGUCCCAUUCUCCAUACGCAGCACCGGCGUUAUUAGUGAAAAGAUCUGAUGGAAAGGAUCGUCUUGUCAUUGAUUAUAAAAAGUUAAAUUUGGUUACAAUAAAGAUUCGUGCAGGUCCACAGGUCCAGGAACAGCGUUAUUCUUCAGUCAUAAAAGGUGGUGCAAAAGCAAGGACUAGAAAUAAGACGUAUACUAUCGAUACAAUUAAGAAGAAAGAGAAUAAUAAACAGAAAGCAAAGAAAACGAGGAAGAGUACACUGACUGAUGAUGAAGUAAAUCCAAUCAAAGUAUCAGUUGUUGAAAGAGAAAAAGAAGAAUCAUUCAGAAGGGAACAAUUAUUAUCGUUCCUUCAUAAUUGGUCAGCAUUCGAUGAAGAACGAGGUGCACGUACAAUUAGAGAACAUAUACAAAUGCGCUAG
Didymodactylos carnosus is the source of this 2073-nucleotide messenger RNA. Lineage: Eukaryota; Metazoa; Rotifera; Eurotatoria; Philodinida; Philodinidae. The record is from the annotation of a GenBank genome assembly.